AUGCUUUUGACCUGCGAUUCUCGCAAUCGGUAUUUUUCGCAGGAUGGCUCUCAACUUCACGCAGGUAAAUCGAAGGCUCCGUUAUGUUUAAUGCCACUCGGUGGUUCAAUCACUUACGGCUCCGGAUCUUCCCACGGAAACGGCUAUCGCGAGCUCCUCCGCGAUAUGCUCGUCUCCGACGGCCACGAGGUCCAGAUGGUGGGAUCGCGUAAAUCCGGCAGCAUGAAGAAUGGGAGCCACGAAGGAUGGAGAGGGUUCCGGAUCGACCAAAUCUGUCAGAAGGCCAAAUGCUCCGUCACCAAGUCCCUGCCGAACCUCUUCACCGUUAACGCAGGGUCGAAUGACUGCAUACAAGACUUCGACCUCGGGAAUGUCGGCAAGCGCAUGGGUGAGAUGAUUGAGUACCUAUGGAAGGCCUCACCCAAUUCGACCGUUCUUCUUUCGACCUUGCUAGUCACGGCGGACACAGCAGUUGCCCCUAGGGUCCUCCAUGUCAAUGAACAGCUCCGCGUCCUUGCCGAGCAAAGCGCUGCGGAAGGGAAGAGAAUUGUCUUCGUAGAGAUGCAUGGACCUGACGGGCCGGAGCUCGGUGAUCUAGUAGAUGGGACUCACCCCUGCGAUGCAGGUUACCAAAAGAUGGCCACAAUAUGGCACCGCGGUGUUCAGGAAGCUGAGUCAAAGGGCUGGUUAAGUGGGAAACCCCUUUAG
Parascedosporium putredinis is the source of this 708-nucleotide messenger RNA. The record is from the annotation of a GenBank genome assembly. NCBI's taxonomy places the organism in Eukaryota, Fungi, Ascomycota, Sordariomycetes, Microascales, Microascaceae.